This is a messenger RNA of Meloidogyne enterolobii, 274 nucleotides long. The record is from the annotation of a GenBank genome assembly. NCBI's taxonomy places the organism in Eukaryota, Metazoa, Nematoda, Chromadorea, Rhabditida, Meloidogynidae.
AUGGCUCCAUUACAACAAGGAUUGCAACAAGACAUUACAACUCGACGAAACAGACCCAAGUAUCUGUAUGAGGGUGCUUUGUACGUCUACCAUGGGAUGAGCUCAAAAAAGGAUGCAAAGUACUGGCGAUGUGAAUUUUUUAAUGCAAGAGAUAUUAAAUGCAGAGGUUUUUUCUUGUCUUAAAUUUAAGUUUAACUGCUCUAGGACGUCUACACACUGAUCUUAAUGAUGUUGUCAUACGCCAAAUUGGUGAUCACGUUUGCAAUCACAAUGC